AUGUGGAUUGGGAAUACCCAUCGUAAAUUCCUCAUCUCAUCUCAUCCGAUGAAACGGGACCAUAUAUCUUCAUACCAACGUCGUCCAUGCGCUGAGCUCUCGCGCAGAGCCGAUCUCACCGAACGUUUUCCUCGUUUCCUCUUCGACUACGCAUCGAGGAUGGUGUCGAAGAAGACCCUGUCAGCAGUUGAUUAUGUCCUCUUCUUCGGGUCUCUGUUGCUCACCCUCCUCGUGGGGAUGUAUCAAGCAUGGAAGGGGCGCAGGGACUCGGCGGAGGAGAUGGUCGUCGUCUCGAAGGGCCUCUCUCUCCCGCCCAUCGUUCUUUCCUUGGCUGCAACGUAUAUAUCUGCUAUCAUUCUACUAGGAACCCCAGCAGAGAUCUAUGCAAAUGGGAGUACGUGGUGGACGCAGAUAUUCGGGUAUGCCUUUGGUACAACGUUGGCGGCUUUGAUCUUCGUACCUGUUCUGCAUUCGCUCAGACUCACGAGCCUCUUCUCAUACCUGGAGAUGCGAUUCGAAUCGAAGCUGAUGCGAUGGACGGGAACGCUAUUGUAUCUUUUUGGGACCACCCUCUACAUGGGAGUCGGGUUGUACGCCCCAGUCAUUGCCGUAAGCUCGGUCACCGACUUCCCCGAAUGGGUCGGUAUUGCCGUUUGUGGCAGCAUGUGCACCGUCUACACUGCCGUCGGUGGCUUGAAGGCUGUGGUCUGGACCGACGCCUUACAAAUAUUCCUCAUGUUAGCCGGUGUUUUGGCCGUCAUAAUAUACGGUGUUGUGGAUGUUGGAGGUUUUCAGCAGGUUUGGAGCAUUGCCGAACAAUAUAACCGAACCGAGUUCUUCAAUUACGAAGAGUGCGACCCUCUGAAAGCAGGCCUCAUUCAGAAAAAAGACGAAAUCAUCCCCUUCUUCGUCAUGGACAAGUUGGGACACCUCGUGGGUCUCCCGGGAGUGUUCUUGGCAUGCUUGUUUGCCGGUGCCCUCAGCACCCUGUCUUCAGGAAUGAACUCUGUAGCAGCUGUGAUCCUCGAGACCAUUCGACAAACCAGGUUUGGGAAGCAUCUCAAUGCUAAACAGACAGCGACAUAUACCAAGCUUAUCGUACAGUCUCUGUACUGUGGAUGCUCUCCCAUAGCAACCGGGAGUGGAUUGGUGACGAUGGCCUUGGCUUUCAUGGCUGGUCAAUUGGGCGGCGGGAUAAUGCAAAUGGUCGUGACUGUCACUGCCGUCACAUCGGGACCAACUCUGGCUCUCUUCCUCACGGCUGUCCUCUUCCCAUUUGUCAACAAGCACAUUCCUAGCGAUCAAUCUCUUUUUUUUCCAUGGCUUUUCCUGAAUGAUGGUUAUGAAUCGGAGUUGCAGCUUCCCUGCAAGUUCGAAUAUGAGAAAAAAUAUGUCCAGGGUGCUUUUGCCGGCGUGAUCGCGUCUCUGGCGAUGACGUCUUGGCUCGGGUUUGGAUCUUACAUAAUGGGAGUCCCUGGCCCCAUUCCAUUGGACUCAUCCGUGCGUGGCUGCGAUUUCAACGUGACCAUAAAACCUCCUCCACCUUCGCCUAACCUCGACGAGUGA
Darwinula stevensoni is the source of this 1566-nucleotide messenger RNA. The record is from the annotation of a GenBank genome assembly. NCBI's taxonomy places the organism in Eukaryota, Metazoa, Arthropoda, Ostracoda, Podocopida, Darwinulidae.